CUUCAUUGUUAGGUAGUUUCCUUCUCUUUUAAGGUCUCCUUCUUGUGUCUUGAAGCUGAAGGCUUUUCUGCCCCUUCUCCAUCUAGUGCACAAUGAUUACUUUUUGCACCGUAAGCUCUUCACUGUUCAGAACCAUCGUGACCUCUGCCUUGCCUUGUAGUUCAUAGCCCUCUUGGUACCUUCUGUCAUCUUUAUUAAAGUUCUAGUGCCAUAAAUCUCUUGGGAGGAAUCCACAAGCUCAGCUUUCAAUUGGAUAAGCCUCUGUUCCCUUGCAGCUUUGCAGCUCAAAAAAACCAACUUUUUGGAUCAGCUACAUCUUUCCCAAUUGGGCAGCAGCAGGCAUUUGUAAAGGGAAGGUCCUGUGAUUUGUCUUUGCAGUUUGCAGCCCAUAGUAAAUCCCUGGUAUUCUAGUGUGGUUCUAGAUCAAUGGGACCAAACUAAUCCAUUCUGUUUCUUCACUGUAGAACUGUAUUGAACUAGAGUGCACACUUGCUUUGUGGGGUUCUAAUCAAGUAUGGGGAUGCUACAGAUUCUCUAGUCGUAGCAGUUUCUUCUCCGCCUCCUUUUCAUCUUGGUUAGAUUCAUAAUUUUGUGUUUCUCAGGUGGUGAAGGCCAAAUGAGAAUAGCUAAGCUUUAUCCAAUGGAGCUGUUUGCCACCUAGUUAUUGCAUACGUUCCCUGCCUAUUUGUAACAAGCUUCGCGAGUUAGAAACUUCCAGGUGUGUAUUGGAUUUGCUUUGCAGGCAUUUAUUGCUCUCAUCAUUUCAAACUUUGGUAGUUAUCAUCAUCAAAGGUACAGCAGUAGCAACAGACAAAUCUAAUUCAGCAUGUGUGAGAGCCAAGCAAGCCCGUUAAAAUUUGAAAAAUAAUCCUGGUAUUUGAUUCAAAUUUCACCACACCCAUCAACUUCCAGGAGAGAGUGAUCAUUCAAUGAAAUGACAUGGAUAGAUUGUUUACCUCCAGCAUAACAAACUACUACAAAGCAUCUGAACAGUGCUUCAAUCCUAGCAAAUACUCAGAAGGCUGCUACACAGACCUGUUUAAUCUCCCACCCACAUACCCAAAAAGCCACACCAAUUCAAAGCAAUGCAAUUCGUUCAUGGAUGACGAAGACUUGUCAUUCAAGCAGUUCCUGCCGUUCAAGGAGAUGUUCAACAGCAACCAGGUGGAGAGGCCCAAUACCACCACCAACCAAUUCAUGAGGCCCAGUUCAAGCAGAUCGGAAUUCUCUGAGCUGAAUUUGAGUGAAUUCGGAGCAGAAUCAGGAUCAAACGGUAGAUGGGCCUCGAAUCUUCUCAUGGAAUGUGCAAGAGCCAUAGCGCAGAAAGAAACAGGGCGAAUGCAACAUCUUCUAUGGAUGUUAAACGAGAUGUCUUCUCCUUAUGGAGACUACGAACAGAAACUGGCGUCCUAUUUCCUACAGGCCUUGUUCUGUAAAAUCACUGACACCGGCAGCCGUUGCUACAGAACCCUCUGCUCUGCAGUGGAAAAGACCUACUCUUUUGACUCAGCAAGAAAAAUGAUUCUGAAAUACCAGGAGUCGAGCCCCUGGACAACCUUCGGCCACGUGGCUGCAAACGGAGCGAUCUUGGAAGCCCUGGAAGGAGAAAUGAAGCUUCACAUAAUUGACAUGAGCAACACUUUCUGUACACAAUGGCCGACUCUGCUAGAAGCCCUCGCCACACGGAGCGACGAGACGCCUCACCUGCGCCUUACCAGCGUGGUGACGAGCAAAGAGGCGGCGGCCAUUAAAGUCAUGAAGGAAAUCGGGCACCGAAUGGAGAAAUUCGCGAGGCUUAUGGGGGUUCCCUUUGAGUUCAGCGUGGUGCACCACCAUCACUUACAAAGAUUCGAUCUUGAGACCGUCCGCAUACGCCCCGACGAAGCCCUAGCAAUCAACUGCAUUCACAGCCUGCAGCGAGUCUCGAAUCCGGGCCGCGACUCGAUUCUCUCGACCUUCCAGUGCAUGAACCCUAAGAUUGUCACAGUCGUGGAAGACGAGAUGGACCUCACCUCCGACGAUUUCCUCGACUGUUUCAGCGAGUGCCUGAGGUUUUUUUCCCUCUUCUUUGAGUCCCUGGAGGAGAGCUUUUCCAGAACGAGCAACGAGAGACUUAUGCUGGAAAGAACCAGCGCCAGGAGCAUGGUGAAUAUACUGGCCUGUGAGGAUUCUGAUGUGUGUGAGCGCCGUGAGAAGGCUGUGCAGUGGGCUUCGCGGCUGCGGGACGCGGGAUUCGUACCCGCGACCUUCAGUGACGAUGUGGUGGAUGACGUGAGGGCGCUGCUGAAGCGAUACAAGGAAGGAUGGGCUCACUGUGGCAACUCAGAUGGGAUCUUUCUCACUUGGAAGGAACAGUGCGUCAUUUGGGCUUCCGCCUGGAAGCCUUGCUUGUAAUCAAGCUAUCACCUUUUGCAGUUUUUUGUAAGUCCUGAGUAAUUUCCAACAGUCUUCUUUCUUUUCCAUUGAUUGUUGGAAAAUUUGUUACUCAGUUUUUGCAGGUCUGGGAAUUGAUUCUUCUAGGGUUGUCUCUCAUACAGAUAACCCUAGAUAAGGAUUUUUGGUAUCAGAUGUACAUGAUACAAAG
This is a messenger RNA of Cryptomeria japonica (Japanese cedar), 2584 nucleotides long. RefSeq names its product protein SHORT-ROOT. Gene Ontology annotation, cellular component: nucleus. Bases 940 to 2394 code for a protein of 484 amino acids. Gene Ontology annotation, molecular function: sequence-specific DNA binding; DNA-binding transcription factor activity. Gene Ontology annotation, biological process: regulation of DNA-templated transcription. The transcript has a single exon. NCBI's taxonomy places the organism in Eukaryota, Viridiplantae, Streptophyta, Pinopsida, Cupressales, Cupressaceae. The record is from RefSeq and is a predicted model, not a curated record.